This is a messenger RNA of Echinops telfairi (small Madagascar hedgehog), 719 nucleotides long. Its product is annotated as KIAA0040 ortholog. The record is from RefSeq and is a predicted model, not a curated record. The transcript is spliced from 2 exons. The coding region runs from base 181 to 471 and encodes 96 amino acids. Lineage: Eukaryota; Metazoa; Chordata; Mammalia; Afrosoricida; Tenrecidae.
UAUUCGCUGGAGCGCCGCAUCUAGUGGCUGAGCCGCACGGCCAGUUGGAAUUAUCAGUGGCGUGCCCAAGCCCAGAGCCAGAAGAGGAAUACAGUACGAGUGGUCAACGCUGUGCCCUUCUGAGCCCAGAACGUGCUCGUGAGCUGAGAAGGUCCCCGGGCUCGACGCUAGCCAAACACCAUGGAGAAAAUCAGCUCCUUCUUCGCCUCCAUCUGGGACACCAUCUCUACCAAACACCAACAGGGUGUCUUCAACACCAUCUGCCUGGCAGUCCUCCUGGGGCUGCCGCUGCUGGUGAUCCUCACCCUCCUCUUCAUUUGUUGCCAUUGCUGCUGGCACCGCGUGGGCAAGAGAGGCCAGCAGCCGGAGCGGAACAAGAGGAAGAGGAAGAAGAAGGAUGAAGAAGACCUCUGGAUCUCAACGCAACCCAAGCUGCUCCAGAUGGAGAAGAGACCCUCACUGCCUGUCUAGGUGGAGGCUCCGCCUCGUUCCAACCACACAGGCUUGAAGCGAGAAUCCGGGAGUGACGCCCUCAUGCCCGCCCACAGAGUAACUGCGAAGUCAAGAAGCCAGCUUCAGACGGAGUGGCACUCCCAGGGGAGCGCAUGAACCAUCUUGGACACUGUCUUGGCAGCUAUGAUAGCCAUGCUCUUUGCUGCACUUCUAGCCUUCCACCCUGCCCUGGCACACCCUGUGCACUAAAGCAUGGGGACCACCGA